AUGUCGCAAGACAGAUUCGACAUCGUGAUAGUUGGAGCCGGUCCCGUCGGCCUGCUUCUCUCGCUGUGCCUCUCGCGAUGGGGUUACAAAGUGAAGCACAUCGACAAUCGAUCCGUGCCCACUAAGACCGGUCGUGCAGAUGGGAUCCAGCCAAGGUCCCUGGAGAUUCUGCGCAAUCUCGGCCUAAAGCGCCAGAUCAUGGCUUACGCGCCCGCCAAAGUAUACGACGUCGCGUUCUGGGACCCGUUGCCCAAUGGGAGAGGCAUUGGCCGUACUGGAAAUUGGCCUAGCUGCCCGGACUUCAUCGACACCCGGUAUCCAUUCACAACUCUCCUCCACCAAGGGAAGAUAGAACGGGUGUUUCUGGACGAGAUUGAAAAGGCCGGGACGAUAGUUGAGCGCCCUACAACUAUCGUUGGGUUUAAAAAUGACGGAAAAAAUCCAGAAUACCCAGUUGAAGUGGAAUUAAAGGAUAUAGAUACAAAUGUUUGUACUAAGGUACGGACCAAAUACCUCUUUGGUGGCGAAGGCGCUCGAAGUUUUAUUCGAGAACAGCAGAACAUCAAAAUCCGCCAUAAAGAUCCCAUUGCACAUGUUUGGGGUGUAAUGGAUAGUGUUGUGAGGACAGACUUCCCUGAUAUCAAGACGAAAUGCACUAUUCAUUCUGACCAUGGCUCCAUCAUGGUGAUUCCUCGCGAGGAUGACAUGGUCCGUCUCUAUGUUCAACUUGCCUCGUCGACAGAUAAGGAUUGGGAUCCUAGAAUGACCGCAACUGUGGAUCAAGUAAAAGCAGCUGCAAUCAAGGUCUUUAAACCCUUUAAUAUCUAUUGGGAUCGUGUUGAAUGGUACUCGGUCUAUCCUAUCGGCCAAGGGAUUUCCGAAAAGUAUACCUUGGAUCAUCGAGUAUUUAUUGGCGGCGAUGCUUGCCAUACUCAUAGCCCAAAGGCAGGCCAGGGUAUGAACACGGCGUUUCAUGACGCUUUGAACCUCGCUUGGAAAAUUCAUCUAGUGGAAGCAGGCAUGGCUAAGCGCGACAUCUUAACAACAUACGAGUCCGAAAGAAAACUGAUUGCUGAGACCCUUCUUGAUUUUGAUGCCAAAUAUGCCAAGUUGUUCUCCACUCGCAUUCCGUCUGUGAGCGAAGUCGAUUCCGCCCUCGGUCGUACUGAAAUGGACGACACAAACGAAUUCGUCAAGGCUUUCAAAUCCGGCUGCGAAUUUACAAGUGGCUACGGCGUUGUCUACCCCCCCAAUAUCUUCACCUGGUCGCCCUCACACGCUGCCCAAUCUCCCCUAUUCAACCCAAGUGGCGUCAAACUCUCUCCCGGGCGUGCCUUGCCGACAUGCACCGUCACUCGAGUUCUCGAUGCAAACCGAGUCGCGCUCGAGCAAGAAGUCCCUGCCAACGGGUCUUUCCGGAUAUUUGUCUUCGCUGGUGAUCUCAAACAAACGAACGUCGCGCUCGCAGAUUUCAACGCCCAGCUCCGGAAGCCUCGCUCCUUUUAUUCCACGUACUCGAGGCCCGUAGACCAACCGGUAUCGUACUUUGAGCGCCACAACCCGCACUCUCGUUUCUUCAGCCUUCUUCUUAUUUUUGCUAACCGCAAGAACGAGAUCAAAAUAUCUACCCUGCCCAGUACCUUCCAAGCAUACCCCCAUCAUAUAUAUGCAGAUGACCUCGCCGAUCAAUGUGUUGCUGGUGCCAAAGCUCCAGCACACGACAAGAUGGGGUUCAAGGACGAUAAGGGUGGAGUCGUGGUUGUUAGGCCUGAUGGACACAUUGCUUGCUCUGUAGGGCUGGUAGAAGGUCCAGGGACCGUUGAUGCGCUGAAUAAGUUCUUUGGCUCCUUUUGUGAAAGAGCGCUUGGCGAAGCAGGUGGACAGUCGAGGCUCUAG
Messenger RNA from Ophidiomyces ophidiicola, 1896 nucleotides. RefSeq lists its product as uncharacterized. The coding region runs from base 1 to 1896 and encodes 631 amino acids. NCBI's taxonomy places the organism in Eukaryota, Fungi, Ascomycota, Eurotiomycetes, Onygenales, Onygenaceae. The record is from RefSeq and is a predicted model, not a curated record. The transcript is spliced from 3 exons. Gene Ontology annotation, molecular function: FAD binding.